Molecule: messenger RNA, 2329 nt
Organism: Nelumbo nucifera (sacred lotus)
Lineage: Eukaryota; Viridiplantae; Streptophyta; Magnoliopsida; Proteales; Nelumbonaceae
Source: RefSeq, a predicted model, not a curated record
GGUGAGAUGCAUGCGAAAAUUCUGCUGGGUAGCGUUGUAAGUUGAAACUUGAAACCUCCUCCUGUGUGGCCUUCUGUGUUUGCUACUUUGUCCCUCUCUUUUCGCAUUUAGCGCGCGGUGCAGCAGCGCUCCUCGUUUCGCAGUCUCACACUCACAGGGUCUUCGUCGUCUACCAAAGUACUCUCCACACUUUUGAUUCCAAACUUUUCUCCAAAUUUGAAUCGAGAAACCCUUGAAAGGUAAUCUGGAAAGGCAGAUUCUCUUCCUUCUCUGUCUCUUUAGCUCUAUUUGAUUAUAUCUGGAAGCGGAUUUGAAAAUCCCAUACCGGGUCACUGUUUGAAAUCGUUUGGCGUCUGUAUAAGCUGAUCUCGCAGAGAUUUCCAUAGAUUUUCAACCUUUUGAGAUGUCUAGUAGCUUCAGGAGUGAUAGUGACUACACUGUCGACAUUGAGGAACUCUUGCAGAUAGGAACAAUGUGUAGAGAGCUGAGGAAAGAAAAGGACAUGCUAAGAGAAUCACUAUCUCAAAGUGCCGAACUGAUUAGAAGAUUAGAAUUGGAUAUAAAGUCACUAGUGGAAGCUCGCGCGGAGGACAAGAAAUAUAUCCAGAAGUUGGAAAGAGAAUUGAGUAAUUGCUCCCAGGAAAUAGAACAUUUGCAGGAUCAACUAAACCUAAGAAACAUAGAGGCAAGUUGUUUGGGUGAGCAUGUCCACAGCCUUGAGCUUAAGCUAGUGGAAUUUAGAAGCUUGCAAGAGAAAGUAAGCAGGCUGAAGGAUGAACUAGUGAAAUCUGAAUCAGAGAGGUUAUUCUUGACACAGGAAUUGGAGAACAAGGAAAUGGAGAUCGAAAAUUCAUCUUUAUGCGUAGACCAACUGGAGGAGUCAAUUUCAUCUAUUGCAUUGGAAUCCCAGUGUGAAAUAGAAAGCAUGAGGAUUGAUCUAAUGGCCUUGGAGCAAAGGUGUUUUGAGGCCAAGAAAUUCCAAGAGGAAGCCGCCCAUGAGAAAGUUAUGAUGGAUAGGUUGAUCGAAGAGUUUGAAAUCCAGUUUCAGGAAGCACAAAAAAUGAUUAGUUGUUUAGAAGAGGAGAACAGAGAGUUAAGAGGGAGGCUUGGAACAUCAGAGAGCGGUGCAUCAAUACCUUAUCAGAAAGUUGAAGAAAACCUUGGUCAUUGGCUUGAAAACAAGUAUAGUUCACAAGCUGCGUUUCAGUCUUCUUGCAGUAAGCGUGAGAGCAAGCUUCCUGCAUCAAAACAAAUGAGCACUUGUGAGGAAGUGCUGGGCCCACUCCUUUCAAAGCUGGCUGUUGUGGCAGCAUCAGAUGAAGAUUUGAAAGCUGCAAUGGAGAAGAUGUUGUGCCAGAUCCACAAAUCUGAGCUUCUUGUGAAGCAGCUCAAGGAAGAGCUGAUAGAAGAAAAGUGCAAGGCAAAGGAAGAAGCAGAGGACUUAACUCAAGAAAUGGCUGAACUAAGAUACCAAACCAGAGAUAUGCUUGAACAAGAGUGCAAGCGCCGUGCUUGCAUUGAACAAGCAUCUUUACAGAGAAUAGCUGAGUUAGAGGCACAGCUACGGAAAGAACAAAAAAAAUCCUUCAUUGCUGUCAGGCAUUUUCGUGAAGCCCAGAAAUUAGCUGAAUCAAGAUCCAUGGAGGUGCACCGAUUACAAAAUGUAUUAGAGGGACUAAUGGUAUAUCCACAAACAAAUGAAGUUUGCACCUGUGGAGACUGUUUGAUUUUUAGGAGUACUUCCAUAGGUUGCCUAUCCCAAGAGCCAGUUGAACCUCAAGUUUCAGAAUUAGAUUCAGCUGGUCAUGACAUAUUAUCCAGAAAAGCAAUAGCAUGGCAUCCGGAGGAAAUUCACGGGUCAUGAUCAUGAACAGAAAAAUGCUCCAAAUAGCUAUUCUCAUAAAAAUGAGUUCAGGUAACUGACAUUGAACUUGGUGGUUCUUAUCUCGAGCAAUCAUUUGAUGGCUUUAUUGUUCAUCUUCACCUUCAUGACCAUCAUGUGGUGUAAUUCUUGACAAGAAGUCUUCGAGAAAUUGGCGUGAAAUGAAGAGCAAAUUGCAGGACAGGAGUUGUGAUUUGUAAUCUUAAAUCUUAUAUAUUGUGCCUAUUCUUGUAUUCUUAGAUCUGAAGCUGAUGCUUCAGCCUUGCUGUGCAGUAGGAAGUUGUCUAUAUUGAAUUUCCCGUGAACCAAAUGUUUAGCAAAUAGCAACCCUCCUUUUCUUGUUCAUCAAGGUCUAGCAGCAACCUUCAAUCUGAUAGAUGCACACAGUGGAUAACUAUCUAUCUCUAUUCUCAUCUCGUCUACGAGAUCAUCACUUGGUCGAGUCAA